Opisthorchis viverrini is the source of this 369-nucleotide messenger RNA. RefSeq lists its product as hypothetical. NCBI's taxonomy places the organism in Eukaryota, Metazoa, Platyhelminthes, Trematoda, Opisthorchiida, Opisthorchiidae. The annotation marks the transcript as partial. The record is from RefSeq and is a predicted model, not a curated record. The transcript has 2 exons.
AUGUCAUAUCAGACGAAUCAGCACAUGAGACAAACCGCCGAGGCGAUAUUAAUUCUUUUACCGUCUCAGAAUGCUGGUUUGGACGUUUCUUGCAUUGGUGAAACACGGACAAAUGGAGUUCUUCAUGAGGUUCCUCCGUACAGCGACCAAAAUCUCAUUAGGCUGCCAGGCAUUUCCCAAAGCUUUCUAGCAUACUAUGGUUUCAUAUUCUACACUCAAUACUAUCCACUUCCGUUGACCCAACACACAAACAAGCAAAGAACCAGACAUGCAUCUGGUGAAACUCACGGACCGGUCUACCAGCUAAAACCGGAUUCGCUUAGGAUCGAAUCAGGAAAACAGAAUACGCGGUCGUCUGUUGCAUUUAGA